This is a messenger RNA of Marasmius oreades (fairy-ring Marasmius), 2511 nucleotides long. RefSeq lists its product as uncharacterized. The record is from RefSeq and is a predicted model, not a curated record. NCBI's taxonomy places the organism in Eukaryota, Fungi, Basidiomycota, Agaricomycetes, Agaricales, Marasmiaceae. Gene Ontology annotation, molecular function: protein binding; structural molecule activity. Gene Ontology annotation, cellular component: COPI vesicle coat. The transcript is spliced from 10 exons. Bases 1 to 2511 code for a protein of 836 amino acids. Gene Ontology annotation, biological process: intra-Golgi vesicle-mediated transport; retrograde vesicle-mediated transport, Golgi to endoplasmic reticulum; intracellular protein transport.
AUGCUAUUUGAAGUCAACCGAAAACUGUUCAAUCGCUCAGAUCGCGUCAAGGGCGUCGAUUUUCACCCCACAGAACCAUGGAUCAUAACAGCCCUUUACAAUGGGUCAGUGAAUAUAUAUAACCAUGAAACUGGGGUUCUCGUCAAAACAUUCGAAGUUGCGGAAGUACCUGUACGGUGUAUAAAAUUCAUUGCACGCAAGAACUGGUUCGUCGCUGGAUCCGAUGACUUCCAGCUCCGAGUCUUCAACUACAACACGCAUGAAAAGGUUGCGACGUUUGAAGCACACCCCGACUACAUUCGAUGUCUGACUGUCCAUCCGACCGCGAGUAUUGUGCUCACUGGUAGUGAUGAUAUGACGAUAAAGGCCUGGGAUUGGGAUAAGGGAUGGAAGAACAUUCAGACGUACGAAGGCCACACCCACUACAUCAUGAACCUUGCUUUCAAUCCCAAAGAUUCCAACGCGUUCGCCUCGGCAUGCUUAGAUCGCACAGUCAAGAUGUGGUCGUUGGGAUCUCCGAAUGCCAAUUUCACCAUGGAUGCCCACGAAAAGGGUGUCAACUAUGUCGAUUUCUAUACUGGCGCCGACCGACCCUAUGUUGUUACUACCGGUGACGAUAAAACGGUUAAAGUUUGGGACUACCUCAGUAAAUCGUGUGUUCAAACGAUGGAGGGACAUACAAACAACGUCUCGUUUGCCGUUUUCCAUCCCAACCUCCCAAUCAUUAUCAGUGGUAGCGAGGACGGUACUGUGAAGAUCUGGAACGCCAGCACGUACCGUAUCGAAAAUACCUUGAGUUAUGCCCUCGAGCGGUCAUGGUGUGUCGCCUUGCGGAAGGAUGCGAACGAGGUGGCGUUGGGCUAUGACGAGGGUCUUGUCGUGAUCAAGCUCGGGAGGGACGAGCCUACAUUCAGCAUGGAUCCUUCUGGAAAGCUUAUUUACACGAAAAAUCACCAAGUGCUUUCCGGGAACCUUCAAACUAUUCAUGCUGAUGAAUCCCCGGCGUCGGAUGGCGCGCGACUCCCAUUGCCAUCGAAAGAAAUCGGUUCUACCGAGGUAUACGCGUCCUCUAUCAUCCACUCGCCCAAUGGUCGUUUCGUCACGGUAGUAGGCGAUGGAGAGUAUAUUACAUACACUGCCCUUGCAUGGAGGAACAAGAGCUUCGGUAACGGUAUCUCCUUUGCUUGGGCACCCGAUUCGAAUACCUAUGCGGUGUUGGAGAAUAAGGUCAAGCUCAAAAUCUACAAGAGUUUCAAGGAGAGAGGGGCUGGUAUGAAAGGCUCAGGAGGGUUCAGUUUGGAGGCUAUUUACGGGGGCCCUUUACUGGGAGCGAGAGGAAAUGGCUUCGUCAUGUUCUGGGAUUGGGAGACCGGAGAGAUUGUCCGGCGAAUUGAUGUCGAUGCUAAAAAUGUAUAUUGGUCAGGCACAGGUUCUCUUGUCGCCAUCGUUACGGACGAAUCGUUCUACAUCUUACGACUCGACCGUGAUGCGUACGAAGUCAAGCUUGCUGAAGGCGCUGAAAUAACGGACGAAGGAGUGGAGGAAGCUUUUGAAGUGGUUGCCGAUGUUCAAGAGAGCGUCAGAACCGCGAAGUGGAUAGGCGAUUGCUUUAUCUACACGACAAGCACCAAGAGACUGUCGUACUUCGUUGGUACUGAAUCAUAUACUAUCAGUCCAUUCGAUACCCCCCUAUACCUCCUCGGUUAUAUUCCUGCUCACAACCGCAUCUAUCUUGCGGAUAAAGACAUGAACGUUUAUGGAUACACACUUUCCCUAAAUGUUGUUGAAUAUCAGACCGCUGUUCUUCGGGGUGACAUGGAUGCUGCUGCGGAAAUGUUACCGACACUUCCCAGAGACCAGCUGAAUAAAGUGGCGCGAUUCUUGGAGGGACGAGACCUAAAGGAACUGGCGUUACAGAUAACAACCGAUUUGGACCAUAAAUUCGAUCUUUCACUACAACUGGAUGAUUUAGACGCAGCACUAGAAAUUGUAAGUGGGGUUCCGGAAAUCGAAGCAGAAAUGAAGUGGAAGGCGCUGGGUGACCGGGCCUUAGCUGUUUGGAGGUUUGAAUUGGCACGAACGUCCUUCGAAAAGGCAGGAGAUUCAAGUGCACUCAUGCUUCUAUUGCUGUCAAUUGGUGAUAGGGAAGGACUCGCCCAAUUAGCGAGGAAGGCUGAGGAGAAGGGAAAGAAUAACCUCGCCUUCGCGAUAUACUUCCAACUUGGGGAUACCUCAGCCUGUGUAGACCUGUUAAUAAAGACACAGAGAUCACCGGAAGCAGCGCUAUUUGCUCGGACAUACGCACCUAGUCAAAUACCGAAGGCGGUCGAUGCCUGGCAGGCUGACCUGGAGGCAAAAGGCCGGUCGAAGAUUGCAGCGUGUAUUGCACACCCCAAACAACAGCCGGAACUGUUUAGCGAGGGUUUAGAUGUCGCUUUGGCUAGAGAAAGUUCGGGGUCUCUCUCGGAUUCUGCAACUGACUCGCCGGUACUAGUAGAUACCAGUUCGUGA